Messenger RNA from Phoenix dactylifera (date palm), 738 nucleotides. RefSeq lists its product as uncharacterized. Lineage: Eukaryota; Viridiplantae; Streptophyta; Magnoliopsida; Arecales; Arecaceae. The record is from RefSeq and is a predicted model, not a curated record.
ACCGACGGCAGAUUCAGCGUUUCUAUACAACAAUUCAUGUGCGAGCACGGAAAGGUUAUCACAAGGCGAAGCGGAAGCGUCUCGUCCGCUUUCCCCCUUCGCCUUCCCCUCGUCCCACCCAAAACCCCAGUCUUGACAUGGAGGCGAGCGCAUCAGGGCCGUCCAUCAAUCUGCCGACGCCGACCGGACGGCCUACGCAACGCUUGUUGUUCGACAAGCGUUACGGCUGGAUUUUCGAUGAAUGGAAGGAUCCCUCGGAACAAGCCUUGGCCGGUGGAAGAGGAAUGUUUUGCAUUUUGCCCAUCGCGAAGUCUCUGCUGAAGAUCGCUUCGCAAUCGAUUAAUGUUGCAGCAGGCUCUGUGAUCAGCGCUUUGGAAAACCCGAAAGAGCUCUCUCCUCAGGCGUUGCACACAAAUCUGUGCACUCAGUUUCAGAAACUAGGGCAUUCCAUACAAAGGCCUAAUCUCAAGCUUAUAACCUUCUGCAGGGACUCUCCCAUGGAUAGUACACAGGCUAUGUGACCUCAGAUUAGACUCUCCCAUGGAUAGUACACAUGCUAUGUGACCUCAGAUUACCAUUGUAAUACCCUAGUAGCUUCAUUGUUGUAACAAGAACCUCUGAUAGGCUAAUGUACGCUGCCAAAGUAUUUCAGGGGAAAUUUAUUAUGCAGUUUUUUCUCAUUAAGAUUAGUAAACUUCAUUGAAUGUUUCAUAGGGGAAAUUUAGACCACUUUACAGU